AUGGCGAGCCCGGCUCACUCCCUCAGCUACGUCGGGUGCAACUUUUUGCGGCAAAGGCUGGUGCUUUCCACGCUGAGCGGGCGGCCAGUGAAGAUCCGCAAGAUCCGGGCCAAGGAGGACAACCCCGGCCUCAGAGAUUUCGAAGCGAACUUUAUAAGGCUGAUUGACAAAAUAACCAAUGGCUCUAGGAUUGAAAUAAACCAAACUGGCACUACUUUAUAUUACCAGCCUGGCCUGCUCUGUGGAGGGUCACUAGAACAUGACUGUAGUCCCAAUCGAAGUAUUGGUUAUUACUUGGAAAGUCUUCUCUGCUUGGCACCAUUCAUGAAACACUCUUUAAGAAUUGUUUUCAGAGGUAUAACAAAUGAUCAAGUAGAUCCUUCGGUAGAUGUUCUUAAGGCAACUGCACUGCCCUUAUUGAAAAGAUUUGGAAUUGAUGGCGAAGAGUUAGAAUUGAAGAUCACCAGGAGGGGUAUGCCACCCAAAGGAGGUGGUGAAGUGGUAUUUGUUUGUCCUGUUAAGAAAGCAGUGAAGCCUGUUCAGUUUACUGACCCUGGCAAGAUUAAGCGUAUCAGAGGCGUGGCCUAUUCUGUGAGAGUAUCACCCCAGAUAGCAAAUCGAAUUGUGGAUUCUGCAAGGAGCAUCCUGAAUAAAUUCCUGCCAGAUAUUUACAUUUAUACAGAUCACAUGAAGGGAACUAGCUCUGGGAAGUCUCCAGGUUUUGGGUUGUCCCUUGUGGCAGAGACUGCUAAUGGUGCUUUCCUUAGUGCUGAGCUGGCCUCUAACCCCCAGGGAGAGGGUGUUGCUGUACUCCCAGAAGACGUUGGCACAAACUGCGCAAAGUUACUACUUGAAGAGAUUUACAGGGGAGGCUGUGUGGAUUCAACAAACCAAAGCUUAGUCGUCCUCCUCAUGACCCUUGGACAGCAGGAUGUUUCCAAAGUCCUAUUAGGAACACUCUCUCCAUACACAAUUGAGUUUCUGCGACAUUUAAGAAGCUAUUUCCAGGUUAUGUUUAAAAUUGAAAUGAAACCAUCUGAUGAAGAGCACAAAGGUGGUGAAAAAGUCCUAAUGACCUGUGUUGGCAUUGGGUUUUCCAAUCUGAGCAAGACAGUAAAAUGACAAAGAGCCUGAAGAUUUUAAUGAAACAUGAACUCAUGUUUGUACAUUAAAAAUGAAUUAACC
Euleptes europaea (tarantolino) is the source of this 1185-nucleotide messenger RNA. It is a transcript of the gene RCL1, whose product is annotated as RNA terminal phosphate cyclase like 1. Lineage: Eukaryota; Metazoa; Chordata; Lepidosauria; Squamata; Sphaerodactylidae. Gene Ontology annotation, cellular component: nucleolus. Gene Ontology annotation, biological process: endonucleolytic cleavage of tricistronic rRNA transcript (SSU-rRNA, 5.8S rRNA, LSU-rRNA); ribosome biogenesis. Gene Ontology annotation, molecular function: RNA endonuclease activity. The transcript is spliced from 9 exons. The record is from RefSeq and is a predicted model, not a curated record. The coding region runs from base 1 to 1122 and encodes 373 amino acids.